AUGGCAAUGCCACCAAUCCAACGCAUCAAUCAAGACUCAGCCACCAAAGUCAAGCUUGAAUCAGCAAAAAAUCUUGUGACUUUGAAAGUCCAAGCAGGGGAUGAUCAUGAUGUUAUCUACAGAGUGAAGCGUGACUUUCCUUUAUAUCACAUGAAACUCGUCUACUGCGACCGCCUUGGUCUCGAAUAUGGAGUUGUUCGUUUCGUUUAUGGUAAAGCAGAGGUUCCAGGUGCUAAAACUCCUGAUGAUCUUAUGAUGAAGAAUGGAUGUACCAUUGAUACUUGGGUUGACAAGUUUGGGGGCUGA
Chenopodium quinoa (quinoa) is the source of this 306-nucleotide messenger RNA. Its product is annotated as small ubiquitin-related modifier 3-like. Lineage: Eukaryota; Viridiplantae; Streptophyta; Magnoliopsida; Caryophyllales; Amaranthaceae. Gene Ontology annotation, molecular function: ubiquitin-like protein ligase binding; protein tag activity. Gene Ontology annotation, biological process: protein sumoylation. The transcript has a single exon. The coding region runs from base 1 to 306 and encodes 101 amino acids. Gene Ontology annotation, cellular component: nucleus. The record is from RefSeq and is a predicted model, not a curated record.